GGAUCCGGGGAAAGCUCGGUCACGCUGCGUGGGUGGGUGAGUGGAUAGUAGAGGAGCUGCCGCGGAGGUAUUUAACAGAGAGCCGAGGAGAGCUCAGCACAGGACGAAGCGGUUUCAGCACCAAGGACAGCGACACGUAGCCCAACACAACUAACUUACCAUCAUGGUUCUCAUCUGGACUCAGUUUGGAGUGAAGCACAAAAAUGUCAAUGUCAAGUGCAAAGUGCGAGUUAUGCACAGAGGAGACAGCUCAGGCUCUUCUUCAUCAGCGGAGAGCAGCAAAUCUGAGCAGGACACACCCUGUCUGGCUCUCAAACCCACAGGCAAGGACUUCUACAAAGUCCUCGGUGUGUCCCCCGACUCCACUGAAGACGAGAUCAAGAAGGCCUACAGGAAGAUGGCUCUCAAGUACCACCCAGACAAGAACAGCGACGCGGACGCAGAGGACAAGUUCAAAGAGAUCGCAGAGGCCCACGAAAUCCUGGCUGACACCAAAAAGAGAAGCGUCUACGACCAGUUUGGAGAAGAAGGUCUUAAAAAUGGAAUUUCAAUGGCGGAAGGAAAAGUCUUCCGCAAUAACUUCCACACCGACCCCAACGCCACCUUCUCCUCCUCCUUCCAUGGCUCCGACCACUUCGACAUCUUCUUUGGCAAUGAUGUUGACGGCGAAGAUGAGCUCUUUAACCCCUUCAGGCGGUUCCCCUUCAGCCACGUAGGCGGGUUCUCUGGCAGCGAGGGCGGGCUGCGAAGAGGCCAGCGGCGGCUUCAGGGCGACGAGGUGGUGCACGACCUGCUGGUGACCCUCGAGGAGGUGAUGCAAGGCUGCACGAAACACGUGAAGAUCACCCGCAGCCGCCUCAACCCCGACGGCCGCAGCCUGCGAUCUGAGGAGAAGGUGCUGAACGUGGUGGUGAAGAAAGGAUGGAAAGCGGGGACCAAGAUCACCUUCCCCAGGGAGGGUGAUGAGACGCCCAACAACACCCCUGCAGACAUCACCUUCAUCCUCAGGGACAAGGAGCACACGCAGUACAAGAGGGACGGCUCCAACAUCGUCUUCACGGCCAGGAUCACCCUCAAGGAGGCUCUCUGCGGCUGCACAGUUAACGUCCCAACACUCGACAGCCGGAUGAUGCCUCUCCCAUGCAGCGAUGUCAUCAAACCGGGUGCCGUCCGGCGGCUCCGGGGCGAAGGUCUGCCUCUGCCCAAGAGCCCGUCUCAGCGAGGCGACCUGGUGGUGGAGUUCCAGGUGCUCUUCCCUGACAGGAUCCCACCACAGUCCCGCGAGAUCAUCAAGCACAGCCUGGCCCAGUGCUAGCCUGCUGCUGUUCAGCUGCCUGAUUGACACAGCUUCACCGUGUGUGUGUGUGUACGCUGUUGUCAACUCACAGCCUGGCCCAAGGUGCUAAUAUCACAACCAAUCACAACCUCGUGUUGUGAUUUGGAAAAGGCAAACGGCGCUUAAGUGAGUUGUAGUUCGAGGAGAUAACUUUCUGCAGGCAUGACGCACAACACCUACGAUGUCACCUGAGCAGUGAGUUUAGAACGGAUGAAUGGGGUCUUUGGUAUCCGAGGGCGUCCAUUGACUCAAUAGCCUUUUUUUUUAAUGAAGGGUUAUCUGUAGUGUUACACUUGCAAACCUAUAGCAGGCUGUCGGCGUGCUGUUCAAGUGCGUAAAGACAACAACAGCUUUACUGUAGUUAUAUGCUGCUCAUAUGACUGAUCUUUUGCAUUGAUUUAUUACAAUAGCAAAAUAUACUUGUGUACAAGGAUCUACUUUGUGUACGAAAUGCAAAAAAUAGUUGUCUCUAAGAGAGAUUCAUCCGUCAAAUGUUCUAUUGAAUUAUUUGAAAUGUUUGUAUAUAUUCUGCGAAGAGCCAGAAGUUGAUGUAUUAUUACCUGAUAGACAUGAAAAAUAAAAGAAAUAAAACACAU
Molecule: messenger RNA, 1932 nt
Organism: Cottoperca gobio
Lineage: Eukaryota; Metazoa; Chordata; Actinopteri; Perciformes; Bovichtidae
Product: dnaJ homolog subfamily B member 5-like
Exons: 4
Coding region: 164-1315 (383 amino acids)
Cellular component (GO): cytosol
Molecular function (GO): protein-folding chaperone binding
Source: RefSeq, a predicted model, not a curated record